Coffea arabica (coffee) is the source of this 1678-nucleotide messenger RNA. RefSeq lists its product as uncharacterized. Gene Ontology annotation, molecular function: microtubule binding. The record is from RefSeq and is a predicted model, not a curated record. Lineage: Eukaryota; Viridiplantae; Streptophyta; Magnoliopsida; Gentianales; Rubiaceae.
AUGGGAAUCCAAGCAGCUUGGCCUUCUCCCCGAAGACGGUUCUCUAAUUCAACAACAAACCCACAUUCACACAAGUCACCUUACCAUCAGCCUCGCAUUUCGCCUGCAACUGCAAAGGGGAUUAAUGUCCGUAAUGAUCCAGCUUCAGUGAAACUGAAUAGCUUGUCUCAUCAAGACAUGACCAACAAGGAGAAUAUUACUACAAACAAACUUGAAGGACCAAAGUUGAGUAUGGAGCCAAUGCAGAUGAAGAAAAAGAAAAAGGGUGGAGGAUACAAUUUGCGCAAAAGCUUAGCUUGGAAUCAAGCAUUUUUCACUGAAGAUGGUGUCUUGGAUCCCAUUGAGUUAUCCAUGAUUACUGGGACGCUUGGAAAUUCUUCCAGAGAGGCGCUUUGUGCUAUUACUGAAGAAGCAACCACCUCUCUUUCUAAUGAUAUUCAGUUCAACCGUGAUUCUGCUAACCCAUGUACACCUGAGAAGAAUUUAUUUAAAGCAUCACCGGCUGCUUGUUCCGGUAAAGAUCGAGGGACAGUUUGUUUGUCUCUGAAGCAUACUUCACCAGCUCACAUUCGUCAGGCUUCAACUUCUGUGGCCUCUCAUAAAGUCCUUUCAACUCAUGGGGCUAGAAAAACGGCAGCCAGAGCUAGUAGCUCUCCGAGAUCCUUGCCUCUGUCAACAUCUAUGAAAAGGCCUGCUAACAUUAAUGCCCAAAAAGCUGUUUCCAAGGAGUCAAGCUUCGAAAAUUCCCUGUUUCAAUGCCAGGUCAUCCAUCGAUUCCAGCAACUAAUAAGCGCACUAUAGGUGGAGCAACUUCCUUAAAACAAAAUCAGAUGUUGCAGCCAGUUGUUAAUACCCAGAGAAAUACAGAACUAAAAAGCUACUCAAAAAGUGUAAAAAACACAGAGAGUAAAGCAAAGGCUGUUUCUGAAGAGUUACUCAAUAAAUCCUCUGCCUCACAUGCUAAGAGAAACAAAGUUAAUCCCCCUAUUAGUUGCAUGCCUAUUAGUCUGCAUGCAACAACCAAUUAUGUCCCAUACAGGUCAACAAAGUCCAUAGUUCUGGCUCAAAAUUGAUUCUAGAUGAUGUCCCUUCAGUUAUCACUGUGGAUUCAUCUGACAGCCAAGAUGUUACCACACAACUAGCAGUUAGGCUUCCUUCAAGCAAUGUCAUCACUGGUACAACUUUGCAGCAUACACAAAGUCAAUCAACAAAACCAUCAGGUCUGAGAAUGCCAUCUCCGUCACUAGGAUUUUUUGGUCAGUCAAAAUUUCCAGCUUCAAGUUGCUUUUCACACAGAAUUGUUGACCCUAGUCAUCGACGAGGUAAACUUGGUGACUGGAGGCCACCGCAAUUGCCAGCAAAAAUUCCUGGAGUUGUUGAUGGUAAAAUGCUGACUUCACGUGUCUCACGCUCAAGAUUUAAUCUUAGUGCCGUUUCAAUUGAUGCAAUUACACCUGAUGUGGGCAAAGAUGCUAUGAUGGAUGGGAAGAAGAUUCCACAUGAACCUAAUCACUGUGAGCUUGAGAGCGAUAAGAAUAGGUUGCUGAGCAUCACUGAUACAAAUGGGAAAUUUAAGAAUCAUGUCAAGGUGAAAGCAUUGCUGCAGUUGAUAAAGAUGGAGAAGCGGAGAUGAAAGAGAAUAUAAAUCUCUUAAAAAUUCCAUCUUGUAGAAGUAUGA